UCCCGCUCUUCUAUGUCGAUGGCUCAAGCGUGUAGACUGUUGAUAUAGACCUCUGUCUCUCUCUCUUCGGAGGGGCGAAGAAAAUGAGCUGAGAGAGAACUGCGAUGAGUAGAACAGGCAAAAGAAAGGAAGGGAGAAGUUGGUUUUUCGAAUGGGGGAAAUUCCGGCUGGUGGAAGAAAAGCAUUUUCCCGGAAAAGGGUGAUGUGGGGAAGGAGUUAACUUUCUGGAGAGUGACGGAAUAGAUUCCGGGCACCGACUUUGCUUCCUUGGCUUACUUUCUUUUGCCUUGAGGAGGGGCUUGGGGUUUGGCUGGUGUUUGGAAGAAGGGGAACGAAGGGGGAAAGAGGGGAAGGGAAGUGGGGGUUGGAAGGCCAGGGAGAAUCUGUCUAUGGCAUGGUUGGGGAAGAAACAUGGAGUGUUGGAGACGACGGAGGCUUAUCACCACCAACAUACCCAUCAUCGUCGAUUCCAAUACGAUUGGAAUCGUCCUCCUUUAAGGUUUCCUCGCCCGGUGUUUUUCUUCCCGGAUUUUGGAGCGACAUCUUCCGCUCCUUCCGCCUUGCGAUGGAGUUCUUUCUCCUCUCCGCCCUCCUCCGCCUCCACCACCACCGCCUCUUCCUCCUCCUCCUCCUUCUGUUUGUUUUCUCUUCAGGCACUCUGAAGGUGAACGCCUUUACUGGAACUUUUGGAAUAAACUAUGGUAGAGUAGCCGAUAACUUGCCUGCUCCUGAAAGCGUGGUGACUCUUCUCAAGGCCAACAGGAUAAAGAACGUAAGGAUUUACGACGCCAAUCAUGAUGUUCUCAAGGCAUUCAGCAAGUCUGGGCUUGAGAUUGUAGUCGGCGUGGCGAAUGAGUACCUGAAAGAUAUGAGUGUGAACGAAGACAGUGCCAUGACUUGGAUCAAAGAGAACGUGCAGACCUUCCUGCCUGAUACCCAUAUCGUUGGAAUAGCGGUAGGAAAUGAAAUCUUGGGUGGAAGUGAUUCGGAGCUUGCAGAGGUUCUCCUCCCUGCUGUUAAGAAUGUAUACAAUGCCAUCAGCAGGCUUCAGCUAACUGGCACCAUUCAGGUCUGGACGCCGCAUUCUGAGGCAGUCUUUGCAUCAUCCUUUCCUCCUUCAUCCUGCACCUUCAGAGAUGAUGUAAUUCAAUAUAUGAAGCCCCUGUUAGCCUUCUUCUCCAAGACAGGAGCUCCCUUCUACGUCAAUGCCUAUCCAUUUCUUGCCUACAAGUCUGAUCCAUCGAAUAUCAACAUUAAUUAUGCACUAUUCAAGUCAAAUGCAGGGGUUUACGACGGGAAGUCAAAUCUGCACUAUGAUAACAUGUUUGAUGCACAGAUUGAUGCUGCUUAUUUUGCAUUGGAAGCUGCUGGCUAUGGGGACAUGGAAGUCCGCAUAUCGGAGACUGGUUGGGCAUCCAAGGGGGAUGCUGAUGAAGCUGGUGCCACGCUUGAGAAUGCAAGGACCUAUAACUUCAACCUAAGGAAGAGGCUUGCCAAAAAGAAAGGGACACCAUAUCGGCCAAAGAGGGUGGUGAAGGCAUAUAUAUUCGCUUUAUUCAACGAAGAUUCAAAGCCUGGGCCAACCUCUGAAAGGAACUUUGGUCUGUUCAAACCUGAUGGCAGCAUUUCUUAUAAUAUCGGAUUUACUGGGUUGAAGCCUUCAUCCGCCUCCUCAUCUUUGCUAUCUUUAAAGAGUUGGACCGCUUCAUACUUGGGAGCCUUGUUGGCGAGUGCUCUGGUGUUGCUACUGGUGUUGUGAUUGGAUGCCUUUUAAGUGAAUCUCCGGCACAUUCUGCCACCAAGAAAAAGAAUUGCUGGCGGACUUCAGGAUCGAUUGGACGUCUACAUCUUCAGUUCAUUUUUUAUCUUCUCAGAUUUAAUGUACCUUGUGGCAGGACAGUAUAUAUACAUUAUAUACAUGCCUCUCGGAGGGUGCCUAUUUUCAUUCAGGGGUGGCAAGUGUAUACAGAUAGGACAAAGCUGUAUUUAUUUCUCAAUUAUUUUGUGAUAGAUUCUGUAUAAUACCUCUCUGCUUCUUCUUC
Molecule: messenger RNA, 2042 nt
Organism: Nymphaea colorata (pocket water lily)
Lineage: Eukaryota; Viridiplantae; Streptophyta; Magnoliopsida; Nymphaeales; Nymphaeaceae
Product: glucan endo-1,3-beta-glucosidase 14-like
Exons: 3
Coding region: 395-1759 (454 amino acids)
Biological process (GO): carbohydrate metabolic process
Cellular component (GO): plasma membrane
Molecular function (GO): hydrolase activity, hydrolyzing O-glycosyl compounds
Source: RefSeq, a predicted model, not a curated record